Messenger RNA from Schizosaccharomyces cryophilus OY26, 737 nucleotides. Its product is annotated as zinc finger protein. Bases 39 to 419 code for a protein of 126 amino acids. The transcript has 2 exons. The record is from RefSeq and is a predicted model, not a curated record. NCBI's taxonomy places the organism in Eukaryota, Fungi, Ascomycota, Schizosaccharomycetes, Schizosaccharomycetales, Schizosaccharomycetaceae.
CGUCUUCCAACCACUAUUCAUUGAAAAUUGAGGAUAGGAUGACCAGAUACUCUACAAAAAGGAAGCACCGUAGCAAUGGUAAUCACCAUCUGUAUCGAACCCGUGUGUACGGAAGAGAUUUAGAUCAAAUCCACCAAGAUCUAAUUGAGCCGGAAAAACAUGAAACGAGACCAUUAGAUCCUGACUUGCCUGGUUUGGGACAACAUUACUGCGUUGAGUGUGCUCGUCAUUUUGCCUCUGAAGAGGCGAGACAGGUUCAUAAGCGCAGCAAAGUUCAUAGGCGUCGUUUGAAAGACCUAAAAGAGGCCCCUUAUUCACAAGAGGAAGCUGAGGCUGCUGUGAACAUCGCUCAUCCCAAACCACAUACUUCCUCAGAUAUGAUUCCGACUCAAGAAUCCAAUGUAGUGAUGGCGGAUUAGUGGAGCCAUGACAACGAGCUAAUGUUCAGGUUAUGGGCUGCCAAUGGUCUGUGCGCUAUUAAUUGACAAAAAGCUUGAAUUAUCUUUGCUGGUUUUUAAUCAGUCGCUUGCAAGUCAUUUGAGUUUCCUUGUAUUAUGGAGAGUAACAAAGCCGUUUUCUAUUGAAUCGUUUUUCGAAAGCGGUUUUCUUAUUUAAAUCUUUCUUAUUUUUAGGUUAUUGGAUUUUGGAUUUUUGGUACAUAUACGGGUCUAAUAUAAUAAUGAAUUCUUUUUAGCAUAUCUUUUACCACAACUAAAACUUGUGAAUAAGCUCUCUUA